Molecule: messenger RNA, 660 nt
Organism: Sclerotinia sclerotiorum 1980 UF-70
Lineage: Eukaryota; Fungi; Ascomycota; Leotiomycetes; Helotiales; Sclerotiniaceae
Exons: 1
Coding region: 1-660 (219 amino acids)
Source: RefSeq, a predicted model, not a curated record
AUGUCUCCACCCGUAGUUAAUACAUACCACUGUACCUUUUGCACGAAUCUUUUACUGGCUACGACACAUAGGAUUUCUACACUGCCGACGAGGAAGGGAAGAGCUGGGCAGCGGGAUGGAGAUGGGGAUGGAGAUGGGAGUUUUAUAUUACCAGUUUCGGGGAUUGUGCCGCGCUUUAUGGAUGCGGGUGAUGCGAUGGAUAUAAUUGAAGAUGGAGAGGGAAGUUCUGCGGGGGGAAGAGAGGAGGGGGAAGAAGGUGUAGGAGGUGUGGGUGGAAAUGGAGAAGAUGAGAAAGAAGAUGAACCAUUACCAACAUAUGGAUAUACGACUCUUCUUGGUCUGGCACAACCGAAUAAACAGAUUAUUAUACGUAGAGAAGAUGGGUUUGAGAAGAGGGGUUUGUGGAGGUGUGGGAGGUGUGCGGUGGUGGUUGGGUAUGAGGUUUUUGGGGAGGAGAAGGGGAAGGGGGUUGGAGGGAAAGCGGAUGGAGAUGGUGAAAGGGAAGGAGAUGAUGGGUUUGAGGGAAUGGUUUUGUAUUUGUUGAGGGGUGCUUUGAUGAGUACGGGGGUUAUGGGGGAUGGGAAGGAUGGGAAUGAUGGGAUGAGGAUUACGGAAUUAGAUGCUGGGGUUUUGGGGAGUGGGAUGGGGGUUUGGGAGUAG